AGAAGACGGAAUGAGACACCGGCAGGCAAGCGAUCUUUUUGCCGGUAACACAUCCUUCCUCAACAAAGAAAUAAUUCUUCUAUCGUCAAUUCCUAUGGUGUAUUCCAAAGUACCAACAACGACAACAGCUUCAACGACCCCAUCGCCUUAUUUGGCUCAAGCAGCAUCACUACAAGACGAGCAGUCGCGCAUAAGGAAUGCCUUCGCGGCCUUGGAUCAUGACAGAGACGGCUACAUAGACACCCGUGAUUUAUUGAACGUUUAUUCAAAGACUUUUUACGGAAAGGAAGGCUUAUUUAUCGAUGAAGCAAUUGUCAAUGCUUUGAUCGAUCUGGCAUCGACUCCAUCACCUACCGCUUCACCCACCUCGCCCUCCUCGAACAACAUCUCCUUUGAGCAAUUUCGUCAAUUGAUCAAUACAUAUAACAUAAAUAUUCUUCCAUUGAGUACCGAUCUUGCCCAAUCUCAGAAGUCAUUGGAAGCGUUGUUGAGUGAUUUGGUGAACCUGGGUAAAAAGAAAGAGACUCUGGCGAAACAGCAGCUGGUGAUGUCUGAACAACAGGAAGCAGGGAACAGCAGACCUACUUUAUUGACAUGGCAAUAUUGGACGUCUAGAUUCUCGUUGACGGCUGUUAAGCAUCUUAUAGCUGGUGGAGUUGCUGGAGCUGUGAGCAGGACGGUGGUGAGUCCAUUGGAGCGAAUGAAAAUCCUGUUUCAGGUCCAAGGGCCUGGUAAUACGUCAUAUCACGGGAUAAUACCAACACUCAAAAAGAUGUGGCAAGAAGAAGGCCUUGUCGGAUUUCUUCGCGGAAAUGGGACAAAUGUAAUUCGCAUUGUUCCAUACAGUGCCACACAGUUUGCUGCAUAUGAAAAGUAUAAACGUCUUCUCUUGGAAGAAGGUAAAGAAGAACUAGAUGCAAAGCGACGUUUGACGGCGGGUGCGCUAGCAGGAAUAACAUCUGUCACAUGCACAUAUCCACUGGAUCUUGUGCGGACCAGGCUCUCAGUACAGUCCGGUACUAUUGGUCGAAGAGAAGUGCAAAAAAUGCUGCCAGGCAUUUGGACAACUAUGAAGCAUAUCUACAAAACUGAAGGGGGUCUGUUUGCAUUGUAUCGAGGGUUAUCACCCACACUCGUGGGUGUGGCUCCGUAUGUUGGAUUGAACUUUCAUGCGUACGAG
Molecule: messenger RNA, 1180 nt
Organism: Paraglomus occultum
Lineage: Eukaryota; Fungi; Glomeromycota; Glomeromycetes; Paraglomerales; Paraglomeraceae
Source: the annotation of a GenBank genome assembly